CUCGCACUCAUGGAGGUCCAAUUGGACUUCUUCGCCUUCUCGAUAGCUGGAGAUAUUGCAGCGUCAACCUCAAAGAAAUCUCCCCAACUGGUUCCAACGUCAGUCGGCAACGAGGGAAAACAUUCGCCAACAUGCCGAACGUCAGGGAUGUCGCCGCUGAUGUCUUCAUCAAGGAGUACGCAGAGCACCUGAGGCGGUCGGGCAAGAUGGAGCUGCCGACCUGGGUUGACAUUGUCAAGACCGGUGCAUACAAGGAGCUCGCUCCGUACGAUGAGACCUGGUUCUACGUCCGUGCUGCCGCUCUCGCUCGCCACAUCUACCUGCGCAAGUCGGUCGGCAUUGGUGCGCUUUGCAAGCUGCACGGUGGUGCCGCGAACCGGGGGUUCCGUCCAUCGAAGCACAUGCCCGCAUCUGGCAGCGUCCAGCGCAAGGUCGUGCAGGCACUCGAAUCGAUCGGUGUCCUGGAGAAGGACCCCAAGGGUGGCAGGAGGAUCAGCCAGGAUGGCAUGCGUGAUCUGGACCGCAUCGCUGUCGCCUGCCUCGAGAAGGAGCGGGAAGGCGAGGAGGAAGAGGACGAGGACGAGGACGAAGAGUAAAGUGGUUUCGCUGUCGCGUCGUAGUCACGGAAUGGGGUCAUGCACAAGCAUGUGCAGUUGCUCUCGCGCAGCCUCAGUGCAGCGCGCAGCUCUUCUAAAAUUGGUUGGCGGCACACCGCUCGUCAGCUCUCCCUCCAAACACUCGGCUCGCAAGCACUGUAAUCUCUUGCUGUUGCCGCGGCGGGCCUGUCGGAGGUCGCCGUUGGCUUGUAUUCACACUGCAUUCUGACAACCACUAACAUGGCAUACGCUGAUCACUCGUA
Tilletiaria anomala UBC 951 is the source of this 859-nucleotide messenger RNA. Its product is annotated as putative RPS19B-ribosomal protein S19.e, cytosolic. Gene Ontology annotation, molecular function: structural constituent of ribosome; RNA binding. NCBI's taxonomy places the organism in Eukaryota, Fungi, Basidiomycota, Exobasidiomycetes, Georgefischeriales, Tilletiariaceae. The coding region runs from base 132 to 596 and encodes 154 amino acids. The record is from RefSeq and is a predicted model, not a curated record. Gene Ontology annotation, biological process: ribosomal small subunit assembly; translation. The transcript has 3 exons. Gene Ontology annotation, cellular component: cytosolic small ribosomal subunit; ribosome.